Molecule: messenger RNA, 2802 nt
Organism: Apis mellifera (honey bee)
Lineage: Eukaryota; Metazoa; Arthropoda; Insecta; Hymenoptera; Apidae
Gene: dyl
Exons: 6
Coding region: 367-2262 (631 amino acids)
Source: RefSeq, a predicted model, not a curated record
ACACUCGCUCGCCGCCGCCGUCGUUGCCGUCGUUGCCGUCGUUGCCCGCCUCAGUGUUUUUCGUUCGUCCACUCGAAUCGGCGGCGUUCAUCUCCACCGAAUAUCUGCAUCGGAAGGAAUUCGAGGAUUUUCGAGCCCGAAACUCGUCUGUGCGUCUGUGCGUCCUCUCAGAGAGAGGAGGAGGAGGAGGAGGAGGUGGAGGUGGAGGAGGAGGUGGAGGAGGAGGAGGGUGGAGGAGGAGGAAUAGACGCAUAAGUGCUAAGUGUGUGUGCCAAAUAGGAUUAUAAGAGAGAAGAAAGGCGGAGAGGAAGAGAGAGAGGAAAAAAGGAUAGAGAAGGAAGGAAAAAGGGAGGAGACGCUCGCACGAUGGAGAGAACGUUGCGGAAGUCAAGCCUGUUGAUCUUAUUGCUGAGUCUGCUGUUAGCCAGGGCGAGGUGCGAGGCCCCGCUGGUGGACAGCAGCGCCCUCCCGCUGGAGCACAGGUCGGUGUACGGGGCGGGCGGGCCGCAGUACGGGGCGGCGGGGGGCGCGCACGGCGCGGAGGAGAACUGGCCGCUCGCCUCCCCCGACACCCCGCAGAUCAAGCAUCUUCAGGUGCAGUGCGAGAAGACGCACAUGCGGGUGAACAUCGAGUUCGACAGGCCGUUCUACGGGAUGAUCUUCAGCAAGGGCUUCUACUCGGAUCCCCACUGCGUCCAUUUGAAGCCUGGCACCGGCCACCUGAGCGCCACCUUCGAGAUAUUCCUCAACUCGUGCGGGAUGAGCUCCUCGGCGAAUCACAAUGUGGCCGCUUACGGCGCCCCCACCCCGUCCGGCAGUUACGUCGAGAACACAAUCAUCGUCCAGUACGAUCCGUACGUGCAAGAAGUGUGGGACCAGGCGAGGAAACUGAGAUGCACAUGGUACGACUUCUACGAGAAGGCGGUCACGUUCAGGCCGUUCCAGGUCGACAUGCUGCACGCGGUCACCGCCAACUUCCUCGGCGACAACUUGCAAUGCUGGAUGCAGAUACAGGUGGGCAAGGGGCCGUGGGCGAGCGAGGUGUCGGGCAUUGUGAAGAUAGGCCAGACCAUGACCAUGGUGUUGGCCAUCAAAGACGACGAGAACAAGUUCGACAUGCUGGUCAGGAAUUGCGUCGCCCACGACGGGAAGAGGGCGCCCAUCCAACUUGUCGACCAGUACGGCUGCGUUGUCAGGCCUAAGAUCAUGUCCAGGUUCCAGAAGAUAAAGAACUUCGGCCCUAGCGCCUCUGUCGUCAGCUUCGCCUACUUCCAAGCCUUCAAAUUCCCCGACAGCAUGAACGUCCACUUCCAGUGCGUGAUACAGGUGUGCCGUUACAACUGUCCCGAGCCCAAGUGCGGCCACCCGGGCCUCGAGUACGGGGCGCCCGCGGCGGCGGGCCUCGCCCACGAGUACGGGGCCCCGCCCGUCCACCAGGGCCUGGGCCCGGAAUACGGGGCCCCGCCCGUCCCCGAAUACGGCGUGCCACCCGCGUUCGCCGAUCCCCGCCAUCCCAGCGGCCCGGCAGGAGCGUACAGCGAGCAGAACGCGGACGUGGUGCCGGCGCCGCAGGCGCAGACGUCGUCCUCGUCGCCGAGCUCGACGCCGGGCGACGCGACAGCGAGCAGCCCCCCCCGCGACAGCCCGCAGCAGGACAGCAUCCAUCUUCCGCCGCCGCCCCUCCCCGGCCACCCGGCGGCCGCCUACCAGACCGUGAAGAGGAAGGGGAGCGCGGGGUCCGAGGAGCUGGAGGGUAACCUGGCCACGCUGGGCGGUCGGCCCAGGUCGGUCGAGGGUUUCCCAGCCGAGCUGAGGGGAGCCAGAAGGCGAAGAUACGUGGACGACGAUCCCAUGGAUCGGACGAUCGUGAGCCUGGUGAAGGUUGGCCGAGUGUACAAGAGGGCCGCCCAAGAGAUGACCGACGUGAACACGUCGAGGACGAUCCAAGUGGUGGCGCCGGGCGACGUCAACUUCGCCCUGGGGACGACCAACUCGAGCAACGACACCACGGUCGUCAUACAGAACGCGGCCGCGUCCACCGAUCCGGAGACGAUCUGCAUGAGCUUACCGGGCUUCGUAGGUGGCCUGGUCAUGCUGCUACUCGUCGUUGUGGUCGCCUCCCUGGUGGCGGCCUUCCUCUUCGUCAGGGUGCGGGCCGUCGAUCGGAAGAACAUGGUGGCGGGGGGAGGUUUCGUCCACCCGGCGUACGCGGCCGAGAACUGCCCCGUCUCCAACCCCGAGUUCGUCAAGGCGGCCAACUGAGAGAUCGUCGCCGUCGGGAUACGUUACAUGGACAUUUCGAUAGGAUCUCGGGACACCUAUGCUGUAUAUGUAUAUAUAUAUAUGUAUAUAUACACAUAUAUACAUAUAUAUAUACAUAUAUAUACGUACGAUGGAAAUAAUUACAGAGCCGAGUUACCCGACACGAAAACGUUCUCUCCGUUUCUUCUUCCCUUCCUCCUCUUUCUUCUCGAAUUUCCCACUUUCCUUCUUUCUCCCCUCCACUCACUUCCUCUUCUUGAAAAACGGAUGGAACGAAACGGGUAAAAAGAAACGUGUAAAUAAGCGUUACACUUAGGAAGGAAUCCGUUGUGAAAUUAGAAAAAAGAAAAAAAAAAGAAAAGAUAAGAAUAAAAUUGUCGGCGUGCUCGUAGGCGCGGGGGGAUAAGAUUGAUCGCCUCGGAACAGUCUCGAAGGGCAUUGUAAAUAAGUCGGAAGUGGUAGGACGGCCCUACGCGACCCACAGGAUACGACAUUUGAAUUUCGCGUCCUCGAUUAUUUAUAUACAUAUCUACACACAUA